CAUUAUUCACACCACGCCUAGUGGCCGGCCGCAGAACAUCGAGUUGACAACAGACAGACGGACUGUCAUUGACUUUUGUGUUGUUUUGGUGAAUUUGCUCUUUUCAGACAGUUUGGUUUGACAAAAAACUUACGUUCGUAUCUAGGAGAAUUUCAUCAUGACCGCCAACGAGUGCUACCGGCCUCCUACUGACGCUCAGCUGCGAUACACGGUGCAGUGGUUCCACGAGUGGAGCGAAAUGCAGAGAGGGGACUUUCUGCCCAUCCUAGCUCAAAAGCUGGCUCCCGGUAGCUAUAUCAACGGCCUGCUCUCUGGAGUAGAAACUUUGUCUUGUAACGAAGGUCGACCACCGAGUCUCUUCCAGUGCAGAGUCAAGUUGUUCAGAGAAUGGUUCGAGACCUGGAGUCAGGCUGAGAGGGACCAGUUAUUGGGACAUAUCAAGAGCAUGGACCCCAACUUCUUUAACAAGGUUCAGGAAGAGCUUGAAACACUAUCCAGCAAAGCAGGCAAUGGUCCAAUUCCAUCAGAAAAUGGAGACGUAGCUCACGAUGCCACAGAGGAAAAUGGAAUUGUUGAGGUGAAUGGGGAAGAACCUGCUGAAGCUGAGUCGAAUGCCGUAGAAAAUGGUGAUGAGCCAGAGGAUGCCCCAGCGACAACAAAUGGGGUGGAGGAGACCCCUUUGAGCUAGUUCAUAAUUUGGUAUUGACUCGUCAGCUGUGAGUAAGAAAAGAUGUGCCACAUUUCUACAUAAGACUUCUUCAGUAUUGCAGAUAACAGCAAAGACUAGAGGUUUGUACACGUAUCUUAGUAAGCAAACACAUGAGAUAAGAGCACGUGUGGUGCCUUUUUGGUACCAACACCAACAGUCUUCAACUAAUAGCCAGUAAAUUGUUCUUGGUCUACCUUUUUGUUCACUAUACUAUAAAUGUUAUAGGAAUUUUUACAAACUUCUGACAAUAUGUCCAUUGUACUGUAUUUACAAUUACCCAUACCCAUAUAUCUACUUCUGUUUCAUUAUUCAUUAGCCAACCUAGCUUUGACAGAACUUGGCAGCUGGAGUUUUGUACUAAACAACUCUGUAUUAAAAUCUGAGUCUAGUUAUAUACAUUCCUCACGGUCAUAGUGAUAAUACUUAGGAAAGAUGCCUUUUAAUAUUUAUUUUUUAAAGUAAGAGUUGAAUUAGUGGGCCACAUUUUAUGGUUGUGUAACAGACAUUUUAUAAGAAAAUGUUGUCAAUUCAUAAAUAAUUACACAAUAUACAAAUAUUGCGCCUUGCCUUUUGCUUGAGUGAGAAACUUUGCAGUUUUAUCACAAAAUAUUUAAUUCUAGUACAUCAACACCUUGCCUACUGUACUCGAAGGCUGAUUGAAUGGGUCUGAUUCAUUACAAAUCAUUUGUGUUACUGUGUUUUUACUCGUUCUUUACCACCACCUGCACCUACUCAGUGGUAGAAGAACGAGUAUUGAUCUCAGUGCGAUGUCACGCGUAACGCUAUUCAUGCUCGCAGUACAGAAUAUGUACACUUAUGAUACUUGUACCAUUCGAAACGGGGAAUGUUGUAGGCGUGACCAACAAUGGACCUUUUUUCAAGUUUGACACUACUUUUUUGAGAACUCUUAACAAAAUUCGCCGGUUUUCGUUCUAAGUCGAUAGACCCGUGCCGCACAACAAAUCUUCAUCUUGGAACACGAAGCGCAUACAGACAUGACAAUACUACCAUUCGAAACUUCGUUUGCUAGUAUUACUGGAAGCAAUGAAGAUUGUUUCGGUCUAAUAGCAAAAUUUUGAGAACUCUUAACAGAUUUCACAAGUUUUCAGUCUAAGUCCUGUCUGCCGAUGUUGCUUCUGCUAUUGUGCCGCCAACUGUAGAUUCAUAUUCAUUUUGGUUUUCACGGAACGCGCAUCUUUUUGAAAGCGCCGACUUUUGCAACAAUGCUCUUGUCUUGUGACCUGAAGGGAAUACCGAGAAUAGCGCCUGUUUUAGCCUUCUCUUUAAUUUCGUCAUCAUCCAGUUUCAUAUGGUACAUGUUUAAUAAUAAUAUAUAUUCUCAGAGUAACGUGACACAUGUUGACAGAACAACACUCGUUGAUUCUACAACCAUAUAGAUGUAAAGCAACUGAGCACUGAAAGAGUCUCUGUAAAGAACGAGUACCAGUAUUCACACAAAAUUAAUUUUGUGUUUUCUUUCCUCCUUGUUUGUCAUUUGUCUUAUUAUUAUUAUUCCUACUACACAUUCCUCUUGUAGUUCCUUUUAAAAUAUUGUGAAUGUGCACAACGUUUCAGGCAAGAAAAUUCCGUAUAACUUGUACUACUAGGGAUUGUUUUUAUGUCCCCAUUAUUUCUAUUUUCUGGAAGUUUUAGUUUGAUAUGCUACAUGACUAGUCAUGUUUCUGUGUCUAAUUUUCAGCGUACCAUAACAUCUGUUUCAUUGAUCUGCAGACUCAAUUUAUAUAUUUUAGUCUUAAGCGUGACAGUUUUUCCUUUUUUUGUUUGGUGGUGCCUUAACAGGAAAACCUAAGGUAGGACUUACUAUCUCCCAGUCCAGUGUUGUAGAAAAAGAAUUUCAGUCUGCAGUACCUUUGAAAGUCAUUAAAAACAUUCCUUACUAAGCCUUACUUUAAAGUGACUUUGUAAAGGCACUGCAGCUUGAGCAUCUUUUAAAGGUUCUGGUUCCUGCCUUUUCUUUUUCUAGUGAAUUUUAUAGUUUGCUAAACUGAAUUACUGAUUUGUUGUAAUCUGGUUGUUAUUUAUUUUUGUGAAGGGUUUUAUUUAUAUCUGAUGCUUUUUUAUGACUUCAUGCUUUGAUAUACGUUUCACUUUGACCAUUAAUUGUGCAAACAAAUCACUAACUUGACUUAAAACUUUUAAUACCCUUGCUAAUGUGAAUGUGAGCUUAAGAAUAACUUACUGAUCAUAGUGAUUUUUAUUCCAUUUCUUGGUGAUGCGAUCUGUGGUUAAAAUUGUGAUUGGUUACAUUCCUAUUGUAAUUUAAUAAUUGGCCAUAAGUUCAUUUUAAAAGUAUAUGUUUUCUAUCUUUUGGUAUUGGUACUAAAUGUUCAUUUUUCUGAAGGUCUAAAUAGAUAUUUUGUAGAAUGGGUUAAAAAAAAUAAUUAAGGGAUGAAAGUCACCAAAAUUGCAUUCAUGACUGCAUUUUGAUGUUGAGUCCUUUUUCUUUUGUGAUUUAUCAAAUUGUAACUACCAGGUUUUGGCAUAGUGAUUCCCCAUGAACACCUGACUACUGAUAGAUUCAAAAGUCAAUGGAAACAAUUCAUUAUUGUAGACCUGAAAUAGUUAUUUAGGUAGCCCAGACCCACAAGUUCUCUUGUGGUUCUCUGGCCCUAUAUGUCUAAUUCUUAUACAGCCCAGAAAAAAUUAAAAGAUGCUAUUUUUAACCUAAACUGCUGGCACUAUAAUGUCUAAGAAAAUGUGAACAUUUUGAGCAUGCCUGUUACUUUUAAGCACACACACCAGUGUCGGUGACAUAAAGGCUGGCAAUUUCAUAGUAACUCAGUUGUUGCCUCUCCAUCAAAUAAAUAUUCUCUAAUAAAAUAAA
Frankliniella occidentalis (western flower thrips) is the source of this 3554-nucleotide messenger RNA. RefSeq lists its product as uncharacterized. Bases 158 to 688 code for a protein of 176 amino acids. Lineage: Eukaryota; Metazoa; Arthropoda; Insecta; Thysanoptera; Thripidae. The transcript is spliced from 2 exons. The record is from RefSeq and is a predicted model, not a curated record.